Molecule: messenger RNA, 429 nt
Organism: Alternaria conjuncta
Lineage: Eukaryota; Fungi; Ascomycota; Dothideomycetes; Pleosporales; Pleosporaceae
Exons: 1
Coding region: 1-429 (142 amino acids)
Source: RefSeq, a predicted model, not a curated record
AUGGCCGAAGUGGCCGGCACCAUUGUUGGUGUCAUAUCGCUUUCCCUCCAGUUGUACGACAAACUCUCCGAGUACACCAACGGCGUCAAAGACGCGAAAAAGAAGGCUGGACAGAUUACCCGCGAACUGGACACACUGGUGGAUCUACUCGAGUAUCUGGAGACCGCUACUAGCAGGAUGGACCCUACGACACCUAUCGCGUUAGUUAAAGCUAUCAUACAGCAAUGCGCGCUCUCCAUAGAGUCGAUUAGGACGAAAGUCGGAGAUGAUCCUCCUUCGACGAAUUCCAGCAGAUUAUCGACCCAGUCGCGAAGAUUGAUUAAGAGGCUGGCAUAUCCGUUCAAAGAAAGCGAUAUCAAGUACUGGAGAGACGCUUUGAGCAGUAUUCGACAGAAUUUGCAGAUUGCUUUACAGGCGUUAGAAAUGUAA